AUGGCAGCAACAACAUCUACUGCAACAACUCAGUUGAUAAAUCUCACGCGCUCUCCACGCUCCACCUUUCACCACUUCUCACCAAACAAUGUUCAGAUUCUUCACCAUCAACCCUUCACUCCUACACUCAACCUCAAUCAUCGUUCAAAUCUCACAACCAUCAAUUGCAAUAGCAAGCUGAAUAACUCAAGCGGAGGAGGAGAACCAUAUGAGAUGGAUGGUGUUUUUGGGAGAUACGAUGGAAUUGAAGAUGAUAGUGAUGAGGAUGAUGCAGAGAGUAGUGUUGAUUUGUUGAUAAAAUUCUUGCAGAGUAUGUUUAAGAAGAUGUCUAAAAAGGCUAAAAAGGCUUCUCGUUCUGUUUUGCCAUCAGUCUUUUCUCCUCAGCUUGUUUCUUUUGCUGUUGAUGGGACUCUGCUACUUGCUUCACUUUCUGUUGUCAAAGCACUUCUUGAGGUUAUCUGCAACAUUGGUGGCACAGUAUUUGCUGCAAUUCUGAUCCUGCGAGUGAUAUUGGCAGCAGUUUCACACUUCCAGUCCAGUGGGAAUAGUUUCAAUCAAGGGGGGAAUUCAUUUGGUGCUAUAGCCUAA
Molecule: messenger RNA, 588 nt
Organism: Vicia faba (fava bean)
Lineage: Eukaryota; Viridiplantae; Streptophyta; Magnoliopsida; Fabales; Fabaceae
Source: the annotation of a GenBank genome assembly